AUUAACUUGCUAGUGUAGGUUUAAAUGUUUGACAAAAAUAUUGUAUGCUUGCUGUGCUCGUUUGGUGCUUAUGAAGUAAAUGACUAUAGAGACUGUAUAUGUUUCUUAUAUCACACUAAACACAAGUACUUUAUAUAUCGUAUACUUUCAGUCAGUGUUACGUUAUCAAUGAAGCGGAACACGGAAUCGGACUGUUCGAUAAAAACAACAGCUUGCUGACUUCGUGGUACAACGUUUGAGAGCUGGACACUGUGCGGCACUUUGUGACGCUUACUGGUUGCAAAUUUGAGACGUGUUAGAAUAGUCAUCCGAAGACGUCAAGUUUGAGGAGUGUUGAAAUCGUCAUCUGAAGACGUCAAGUUUGAGGAGUGUUGAAAUCGUCAUCUGAAGACGUCAAGUUUGAGAAGUGUUCAAAUCGUCAGCUGAAGACUUCAAGUUUGAGGAGUGUUGAAAUCGUCAACUGAAGACGUCAAGUUUGAGGAGUGUUGAAAUCGUCAGCUGAAGCAUGCCAUUCAGUGGUAAGUCGUGUAUCAUAUGCAACGUCUGCUCGCAGUGCUGUAAAAGCAAGUCUUGCUUAGAGAUACACAUGCGCGUGCACACCGGGGAACGACCCUUCACGUGCGGGGUGUGUCUCAAGGAUUUCACAACCAUAGGUAACAUUAAGAAACACAUGUGGCUCCACACCGGAGAAAAACUAUUUCAAUGCGAUGUGUGCACAAAACGUUUUGUUAACAAAUCGGGACUCAAACAGCAUGCGAUGAUUCAUAGUGAUGACAAACCUUACAAGUGUGAAAAGUGCACAAAGGGUUUCACGGGGAAUUUCAGCUUGAAAAAACAUAUGCAGAUCCACACUGGUGAAAGAUCGUUCACGUGUGAACUGUGCACCAAAUGUUUUAGACGGCGUGCCAGCUUGCAAAAUCAUAUCCUGUUGAGACAUUCUAAUGAGUCGUUUUUGUGUGAUGUGUGCACAAAAAGUUUCAAAAAGCGCCCCCUACUUGCACAGCACAUGUUGAUCCAUACUGGUGAAAAACCAUUCCUGUGUGAGAUUUGUACAAAACGCUUUAGCCAGUCUGCGACAUUUAGACAGCACAAGAAGUGUCACUCUGGCGAGAAGCCAUUUAAAUGUGAAAUGUGCACAAAAUGUUUUACACGAAGUGGCAACUUGAGACGCCACGAGUUAACUCAUACUGGUGUGAAACCAUUCAAGUGUGAAUUGUGCACAAAAUGUUUUACCCAGAGUUCCACUUUGAAACUGCACAUGUUGAUUCAUAUGGGUGUGAAACGUUUCAAAUGUGAAAUUUGCUCAAAACGUUUCACAAAGAAUGGAGACUUGAGAUGUCACACACUGACACAUACCGGCGAGAAACCAUUCGUGUGUGAAAUCUGUGCGAAAUGUUUCACUCAUACAUCGAGCCUGAAACAUCAUAUGAUGGUCCACAAGGGCGAAAAACCAUUCAAAUGUGAGAUAUGCACAAACUAUUUUACUCAUAAAUCCAGUCUGAAAAAGCAUAUGAUGAUUCACAAUGGUGAAAAAAAACCCUUUCAAAUGUGAGGUGUGCACAAACUGUUUUAGGCUGCGUUCAACGUUGAGAAAGCAUAUGAUGAUUCACAAUAGUGAGAAAAAAAACCCCAUUCAAAUGUGAGGUGUGCACACAAUGUUUUAGGCUGCGUUCUACGUUGAGAACGCAUAUGAUGAUUCAAAAUCAAUUGUGAGGUGUGCACAGAAUGUUUUGCACUGGGUUCCAAGUUGAGGAGGCAUACGUUGAUUCACACUGACCUGAGCCCCGUUCCACGAAGCGAUCUUAGCCCUAAGAUUACCUUAAGCGCAUAGCUACCCUAUUCACUUUAGUUGAUCUUAGGACUAAGAUCGCUUCGUGGAACUGGGACCAGACACCUUCCAUAUAUGACUAGGUGUAAAGACAUGAAAUGCCACAACACACGCAUGCGCAAUAGUAAUAGUUGUGUCCAGUGUUAUGGCGCUCGCGGUGUUUUGUCUUCAAAUGUUGAACAAGUUAUCCUGUUGUCAGUUUUUUUUUUAUGGAGAAUUAAAUCUGGUCAGAACGACAAAA
Messenger RNA from Gigantopelta aegis, 2069 nucleotides. Its product is annotated as zinc finger protein 501-like. Gene Ontology annotation, biological process: regulation of transcription by RNA polymerase II. NCBI's taxonomy places the organism in Eukaryota, Metazoa, Mollusca, Gastropoda, Neomphalida, Peltospiridae. Bases 506 to 1552 code for a protein of 348 amino acids. The transcript has 2 exons. The record is from RefSeq and is a predicted model, not a curated record. Gene Ontology annotation, molecular function: DNA-binding transcription factor activity; RNA polymerase II cis-regulatory region sequence-specific DNA binding.